AUGGGAUCACGACGAUGGCCAUAUCUCACCGGCCUUAUUGCCCUGGCAGCCUCUACUACAGUGCUCUGUGUCGGUACCUCACUUGGCCUGUGGAUCGCCGGACGUCUUCCAGGGCGCAUCCGCAGGAGUUUUCUGGACGGACCACUACUUGGAGGUGUGAUCUACCAGAAUGGUGGUUAUUACGCCGUAUUUGGCACCGCAUUCGGGUUGAUUGGGGUUGACAUCUUGUUGAGAAUUGCUGUUAUUGAAAAAAAGCACGCGAGACGAUGGCUGGAGAAUGGCGGGCUUCAGGAAAUCACGAUGAGUGCUCGAAGAAAAUCAGAGACCAAGGCGACGCUCAAUAUCACAUCCACUCCCGACGCACCUCGAGAUGAGGAGAAUAAUAUCUGCAGGCCAGUGAAUGCUACUCGGGAUGCUCCAUCUACAGACCUUACUUCGACUGUCAACUCCGGGCGCCGUCUCCCUACUGCUCUCAUUCUCCUUUUCUCCCCGCGCCUACUUUGCGCCUUCUGGGGUUUCCUCAUAGUAAGCCUUCUUCUUGGUGCAUUCGACGGCGUCCUUCCCCUCUUCGUCUUCGACAUCUUCCACUGGAAACAGGCAGGUCAAGGUCUGAUCUUUAUUCCCCUUUCUGUACCCCAGCUCGUCGAGCCCGCUGUCGGAGCUCUCAUCGACCGGCUUCCGCAUUCCCGACGCUAUCUGGCAUUCGGGGCGUUCCUCUGCACCAUUCCACCCUACGUCUGUCUUCAAUUCAUCUUACAUGACUCCAUAGAGCAUAAAGUGCUCCUCUGUGGGUUACUUUUCACUUUGGGGCUUUGUAUCGCCUUUAUUCUUCCUGCAGCAGGGUACGAGAUCAAUGCGGUGGUCGUUGAGAAGGAGCAAAUAGAUCCGCAAGCUUUCGGAAAAGGAGGUGCUAUAGCACAGGCAUAUGGCCUGACACCUGACAAAUUUAGCAUUUGCUCUGGGUAG
Molecule: messenger RNA, 966 nt
Organism: Aspergillus lentulus
Lineage: Eukaryota; Fungi; Ascomycota; Eurotiomycetes; Eurotiales; Aspergillaceae
Biological process (GO): transmembrane transport
Molecular function (GO): transmembrane transporter activity
Source: RefSeq, a predicted model, not a curated record